GGUUGUUCGGCCACCCCCCCCCCAAAAAAUGUAUUCGCAUGGUUCCGAGAGUUUGAUUAAACAAGCGAGAGAGAUCCAAGAGGUCGAGCUGCAGAAGUUCUACAGCAGGAUAAUGAAGCUGCUGCAGGAGAGGGAGUUCGGACAUGACAUCAUUGACUCACUACAGAGGCUGCACCUCAUCCUGUCUGCCACCAAGUACACCAGGAUGCUACCUUCAGAGCUCUAUAGGAAGCUGAUGUCCCUCCUCUUGUCCUCCUCUCUGGAGCACCUCCAGGUGUUGAUCUCAGCGGUGCUCAAGGAGACACUGCCCCCGUCUGGGCAGGAACUCCUCUGUAGUCAAGAUACCAGCAUCCUACUAAAUAGCCACUCUGCUGCCCUACUACUCUCACAGAUAGGUUCCAGAGAUGAGCUCUCAUCUGUGUGCACUCAGCUGCUGCGCUUCCUGGAAUGCCGCUCAUCUGAAGCGCCAGCGCAUUCCCUCACACACAUUCUGCCAAUCAUCAACACCUUCCUCACACACUGCCCAGAGACCCUUACUGAAGAUCACGUAACUAUCCUGAAUAAGAAGCUUGUUGAUUGGCUGCGUUAUGCCAGCAUUCAGCAAGGAGGCGGGGCAUCCUCAGGAGGAUUCUUCACAGGCCCAAGGUCACGUCAGCCUGGGCCCAUAGCGGAGUUGGAUGGGACAGUAUCGGGGGAUUUCUUCACAGUGCUGUGUGUGGGCCAAGGUUUCACUGAGGAUCAAUGGAUGAACGUCUACUCUUUCUCCAUGCUGCGGCAUUGGCUGCUCAUACACCAUUCUGUUUCCAGUGGCAAUACUGUGGCAGACACUGCAAACAGGCUACAGCUCAGUCUGUCCCUCUCCCUCUCCCACUCCAAUGAUGACCGGUCAGAGGUGGACGGCUCAGUGGUUUCCAUGGUUUCAGCUACUUCCUCUUCCAGUCGAAUUCUUCCACCCAAGGAGCGUCUGAGAGAGAAGGCCUUCCAGUACUGCCAGCGUCUCAUUGAACAGAGUGACCGCAAGGCACACAAGAGAACAGAUACAGAACUUCAGAAAGCGUGCCUGGUGGAGGCGAUGUGUAUCCUGGAUUGUGUGUGUACGGAAGACGUCUCGUUGGUUUACCGAGCUUUCCCAUGUGUGAAGGCUCUCUAUGGGCGACUAAGCUCUGACAUGUCCUUUGCCAGGGUUCUACUACCAAUUGCACAAUUCUACCUCAAUCAUGGUGAGAUGGCAGCAGUGGACUGUGAGUGUGUCUGGAAGCUGGUGUUUGGACGUUUCCCUGCUGAGUUGUUCAGUGACCCCCGCCUGGCCCACGAGCUUCUGCGCUUUCUUCGGCUGAACCUCAGGAACCUGCAGCUCCGAGUGCCUCAGUUCACCCACUUCUUCCCCAACCUCCUCAAGUUCUUAGCCUGGGACAGCCCAGCAGUGGUGGAUGACUUUAUAGAUCUGCUGCCAUCUCUGGUGACAGUUGGUACUGCGGUGGAGCUGCUCCACACGCUACUGGACCUGCCUUGCCUCUGUGCUACGCUGAUCCUGCAGCUCAGGUCAGCGUAUUUCCCCAUUACUGAGGCAAGUGGGCGAGGUACAUUGCCGUUGGAGGCGUUCCAGAGCUCAACCUACAGGGGGCUUUUCCUCUUCCUGCUUAGAGGGGAAGCAGGCACAGGUGACACUAUCGAACGACUGAGCACACUCCAUGAGCUUCUGGCAGAGGCUGCUGAGUGGCCAAGAGUCGUACAGUGUGCCCAGACCGUCCCCGUUCUGUUGCACAUCUAUUUCAACUCUUUGGUCAAGAUAGCUGAUGAGAAGAUGUUGACCCAAUUGAUCUUGGUGCUGUUGGAGAGAAGCAGUCUCCUGCUCAACAUUCCUAAAUACAUCAAGGAAAUACACAGAGUGUUCAGCUGCCACCUACUGAGGUUGUGUAAGCUCCACCCGUCUUUGGUGGUGGACCAAUCCCAUGAGCUGCUGGAGUUCGCUGGGACCACAGCCAAUGUCUACAGUAAAGAAAACGUCUUCACGCAAGUGGUGUGGGUGCUAGGGGAAUACCUCUCUGUGUCAUGUGACUCUCGCUGCUCUGUGGGCCUUAUAACCUCCUGUUUUGAGGCAUUGGAAGCAGUGCUAUUUGAGAUUACGUCGUCUUCGCGGUCCCCCGGAGAUGCACAACCAGCGCCCAGGGUCAUCACCUCUCUAAUGAGUGCCCUCGCUAAGCUGGCUUCCCGAUCACAUGACCUCAUACCCAGGGUGUCUCUGUUCUUGUCCAAGUUACGGGCUGUGACCAGAGGCGGCUCAGUCCCCUGGUGCUCCAAUGAGGAGGAUCUUGCAGCCAUAGCAACACGGGGGGAGGAGCUGUGGUCAUUGCUGAAGGUUCCGAGUGUGGCUCAAAGCGUGCUGUGCCCGCCUCCGCAUAUCACCACCCCGCAAUGGCACCAGGACUCCAACAUGGCCAUGCCGCUGCAGCUGCGAGCCCUCACCAGCCUCACACACUGAGACGUACCCUCACACACAUCCCACCACCCACCUUCUCUUUUCAUCAAUCAACACACUCACACAUCAUCUUCACUCACUGGCACUGAUAAAUGGAUCUGUACAGCGCAAUAGGAAAUUACAUGUGUAAUAGACGAAAACCAAUACUGUGGAUUCUGAUGACUUAUACCUGAUUUUUUUUUUUUGCACUGUACUUUUGUAAAUAA
Molecule: messenger RNA, 2685 nt
Organism: Lampris incognitus (smalleye Pacific opah)
Lineage: Eukaryota; Metazoa; Chordata; Actinopteri; Lampriformes; Lampridae
Gene: ap5z1
Product: adaptor related protein complex 5 subunit zeta 1
Exons: 18
Coding region: 29-2482 (817 amino acids)
Cellular component (GO): AP-5 adaptor complex
Source: RefSeq, a predicted model, not a curated record